Messenger RNA from Pistacia vera, 1535 nucleotides. Its product is annotated as endoglucanase 4-like. Gene Ontology annotation, biological process: carbohydrate metabolic process. Gene Ontology annotation, molecular function: hydrolase activity, hydrolyzing O-glycosyl compounds. Lineage: Eukaryota; Viridiplantae; Streptophyta; Magnoliopsida; Sapindales; Anacardiaceae. The transcript has 7 exons. The record is from RefSeq and is a predicted model, not a curated record. The coding region runs from base 11 to 1456 and encodes 481 amino acids.
UUGAGAGACAAUGAAGCUAAUUAUUCAAAGCGUGUUAGUGUCGGUGUUGGUAAUGGUGGGGAGUGUACGGUCACAUGAUUAUGGAGAUGCAUUAACGAAAAGCAUUUUGUUUUUUGAAGGGCAGAGGUCGGGGAAAAUACCCUCUAACCAAAGGAUGACUUGGAGGAAGGAUUCUGCACUUAAGGAUGGCAUUGAAAUUGGUGUUGAUUUAACGGGUGGUUACUACGAUGCUGGUGACAAUGUUAAAUUUAACUUUCCGAUGUCCUUUUCAAUAACGAUGCUGGCAUGGAGCGUAAUAGAGUUUGGCGACUCCAUGGGAUCAGACCAGCAAUAUGCAUUGGAUGCCAUUCGAUGGGGAACUGAUUACUUAAUGAAAGCAACCAGUAUUCCUAACUUUAUAUACGUUCAAGUUGGUGAACCUUAUAAUGACCACAACUGCUGGGAGAGACCUGAUGAUAUGGACACACCUAGAACCCCUUAUGCUAUUAGUAAAGAGUUUCCAGGUUCAGAAGUUGCUGCUGAGAUAGCAGCUGCACUUGCAUCCUCUUCCAUAGUCUUUAGACACACUAAUUAUAGUUAUUCUCAGGACCUUAUCAGAAGGGCGACAAAGGUUUUCUAUUUCGCAGAUAAGUACCGUGGAUUUUACAAUGAUACUCUUUAUCCCUGGGUCUGCCCCUUCUAUUGCGACUUCAGUGGCUAUCAGGAUGAAUUGCUCUGGGGAGCGGCAUGGUUAUAUAGGGCAACUUUGAUACCUGAUUACUGGAACUAUGUCGUGAAGAACGCAUACAAUCUGGGAAACUAUAAUGAAUUUGGAUGGGAUAACAAGAAUGCUGGCAUUAAUGUGCUUGUUACCAGACUUAAUACCUCUAAUUCCGGUCUCUUCAUUGGAAAUGCGAACAAGUUUGCAUGUUCUCUGUUGCCUGAAUCACCUACAAAGGCAGUAGAUUAUUCACCAGGUGGACUUAUGUUCAAAGAUGGAGGAAGCAAUUUACAACAUGCCACAUCUUUAUCCUUUCUGGCUCUCGUUUACAGUCGCUAUUUAGAAGAAUCAAAUAACAGAGUGGUUGCUUGUGGUGGUGGCGUUAUGGCCGACAAGCAUAGGUUCAGACAACUAGCAAAAGGCCAGGUGGAUUAUAUACUUGGAAGCAACCCAUUGAACCUGUCAUACAUGGUUGGAUAUUCGGGUUAUUUUCCUCAGAGAAUUCAUCAUCGGGGUUCAACUUUACCUUCCAUUGAUCAACAUCCGGGUUUUAUCGAUUGCAAUGGUGGUAAAUUAUACGCUAACAGCAACAAUCCUAAUGCCAACGUGCUAACUGGGGCCGUUGUUGGAGGACCUUUUAUGAAUGAUACAUAUCCUGAUGAUCGAGUUAAUUUUCGGCAAUCAGAGCCUACCACAUACAUUAAUGCACCUUUUGUUGGCGUCUUGGCUUUCUUUAAAUCACAUCCAUCCUGUUAGAAUAGAAGCUUUAGCAAAUUGAUUUAGCUCCACUGGAACUGUAAAGUUUAGUACUAAUUUUAGUUAGACCGUAUGAAUA